Messenger RNA from Sarcophilus harrisii (Tasmanian devil), 1665 nucleotides. RefSeq names its product FA complementation group F (gene FANCF). Bases 42 to 1169 code for a protein of 375 amino acids. Gene Ontology annotation, biological process: interstrand cross-link repair. Gene Ontology annotation, cellular component: Fanconi anaemia nuclear complex. NCBI's taxonomy places the organism in Eukaryota, Metazoa, Chordata, Mammalia, Dasyuromorphia, Dasyuridae. The transcript has a single exon. The record is from RefSeq and is a predicted model, not a curated record.
GGAAGGCGUGCGCGCUGCGUCACCUCCGGCGCGCCGCGGCGAUGGAGGUGCUGCUGGAGCAGCUGGAGCGGUUCGCCGAGGUGCUGGCCGUGUCCCGCACGCGCCACGCCAGCAGUUGGGGCCGCGUGGCCGUGCGCCGCUCGCUGUGCUGGGCUCGCUACCUGCGACACGUGCACGGACGCUUCCGCCUCCGCGGCCCGGUGCGGGCGGCGCUGGAAGGGAGGCUGCGGCGCCUGCGGCUGCGGCCUGCGCCGCUCGGCGGGGACGCGGCCCCCGCGGCCCCCUGCCCGGAGUCCGGCCCGCCGCUCAGCUUCGAGGGCCUGGGCUGCGGGGAGCAGCUGUUGGCGCUGGGGCUGCUGGAGAACGCGUCGCUGCCCAGCCCCGCGCUGCACGAGCUGCUGCAGCGCCUGCGGCCCGAGGGGCCCGCGGAGCCCUCGGAGGAAGGCCUGGGAAACCGCCUCGCCGAGCUGGCCCGCCGCCGGGCCGCCUCCCAGCUGCUGCGGCCGCUGCUGGGCUCGGGCCCGGCCCAGCCCGACCCCGUGCUCCGCCGGACCGAGGCCGAGCUGCUGCUGCUGCGGCUCCGCCAAGAGGCCGAGGCCGAGCCCGGCGCCGAGGCCCUGCUCCUGGACCGCCUGUGGCAGCAGCUGCCCCAGCCCCGCUGGCUGGCCGUGGUGGCCGAAGCGCUGCUGCUGCCGCCCGCGCCCGGGCCCAGAGGGGCGGCUUGCGCUCCCGACGAGGAUGAUCCCGGGAGCCCGUCGGACCUGGGCCCGGCCCCCGCCGCGCCCCUGCUGGCCUGGCUCCUGUCCCGGCCCGCCCCGCUGGCCGCCCUCUGCCGCCUGCUGCCCGCGCCUCUGCUGGCCUCGCUGGCCGGCCGCCACGCCGACCUGGCCGAAGCCUGCCUGGACUUGCUCUGGGACUGGGCCGGCCACCUGCACUUCGACCUGACUAAGGGCGCCUGGGUGGGUUCGGACCCCGAGGGGCUCACGUGGGAGCGGCUCCGGGACUGCUUCCGAUGCUUCUGCCAGGCCCCGGCCCCCCUGAGCCUCCAGGCGCGCAUCGCCUUGGACAGCUGCAGGGCCCGAGAUGGCGGCUUCGAGGCCCCGGGGCUCAGCGUGUGGACCGACCUGGAGCGAGAGCUAGGCGUGGAGGAGCCCCCCGGGGAGGGCUGAGGCUCCCGGCGCGCGCACGCGUGGGCCGUUCCUGACCAGAGCUGGGGAAAGCAAGCUCCCGGGUCCGCCCGGCCUGCUCCCGGGCUGCGAGAACCAACUAACCCCGGGCCUCCAUCCCCAGUGUGCACGUCCCAGUGCCCAAAUCAAACCCCAGUUCUUCCCUCCUCUACCAGCACUUUACAUUAGGAGCGCCUUUCACCGUUACUAUACUAUUUUUGACCAAAAAUGGUCUGUUUGAGAUGAUUUUAAAUGGGCCAAGCCUUCUGCAGUUAUUUAAAAGUUUUCCUUUACAUUGUUGCUAAUAUUUUUUAAAAAAUCUUUGUGAAAAAAAAAGGAUUUAAAUUAAACUUAUAUCUUUUGGGCGGGCCCCAGAAAUUAUUCCAAUUCUGAUUUUUCAAAUAGAAUACAUUUUGAGUGGGGGUUGUGUGGAGGAUGAAUUUAGUAAAGAAAAGUGUUCACAAAAGGGUUUUUUAUUAAAUUUUUUGUUGAUGCUUCA